This is a messenger RNA of Alligator mississippiensis (American alligator), 5978 nucleotides long. Its product is annotated as zinc finger protein 391-like. Gene Ontology annotation, biological process: regulation of transcription by RNA polymerase II. The transcript is spliced from 6 exons. The record is from RefSeq and is a predicted model, not a curated record. Lineage: Eukaryota; Metazoa; Chordata; Crocodylia; Alligatoridae. Gene Ontology annotation, molecular function: RNA polymerase II cis-regulatory region sequence-specific DNA binding; DNA-binding transcription factor activity. Bases 4062 to 5441 code for a protein of 459 amino acids.
GUCCGCGCCCGCGUCCCUCCCCCGGGGCCCCGCGACCCCGCUGUGCCGCCCGGGCCGGGGGUGGCGGCCGGGCAGGAGCGGGGCCCGGGCGCCUCCUUCUCUCGUGCCCCCCGGCCUGGAGACCCCCAGGACCAGGACCAGGACCGGGCCCGUGCGGGGGGACGGGGCUGCGGGUCGGGGGAGGGGGCCGCCGUGCUGCUGGGUGGAAGUACACAGGCAGUUUUUAUUGUGCAAGCGGAUAGUUCACGUAACAAGCACACAGGUUACUUACCUUUGGGUACCUUUUAUACAUAUAUUCGCAAGUGUACCGCUCAGUGAUUGGUUACAAACCACUGACAUAAGACGUUCCCUACUGAGCAUGUCUCUAUACCUAUGUUUUAGCCGUGUGUCUCAUUUACAUACAUGUGUGUUUCAUUAACAUACUUUGCUCUGCCCAGGAGUGUCAUUUUUAGCAUUAUAAUGAGACCUUUUUCUGAACUUCUUGCUAUCUUGCAGGUGUCAGGGAGACAUUAUCCUGCUGGUGUCAGGGAGGCGUUCCAGGACUCCCCCGCAUCCCACGCUGUGCUCUCAAAUCUUAAUCUCCCCCAGUACAAUCUUAUCUUGUAGAACCUCGCAUCGGGGUCCCUACAGCCGGGGCCGAGGGGUCUUCGGGCCCCCUGCGCUCAGGUCAGGGGGUCUUGGGUCCUUGAUGCUGCCCGCUCCGGUUGGGUCUCGGGGUCCCCCCACGUGCAGUUCUGGGGGUCUCAGGGUCCCCCAAGCUGCCACCUGUUUUGGGGUUUCGGGGUCCCUUGGCUCCUGGCUCUGGGGAGGGCCCCCCAAGGCCCUGCACCCCCCCUCCCCCCCAGACCUGUCAGCAUCUGGGAUCCUGGAGGACCGCCCCCCCCCCCCUCCGGCCAGCAGAGCCGGCAGAAGCACACGCGUGGGUCUCCGGGCUCUGCGGGCAAGACACUUUGGAGGAGACCCGUGCGGUGCCCAGAAGCACUGGUAGCAACACCUCCACGAGCACCACGCGCCCCCGCCCCAUGGAGAGGUGGUGCAUGUGCCACAGGUUCAACCUCUGCUUCCCCUCGGCCUCCUUCUCCCGGGCUCUUCUUCCGCUCAGCUCUGCGUCAACCUCCAGCCCAAGGACCUUGACCCCCUCGCAGGGGACCGAGCCCCCCGGGGACUCCAGGCCCCCGAGCUCGCCCGUGGCCAGGCAGGUGCUUUUGCUCACAUUGAGCUUGGCCCCUGCUGCCGCUUCGUAGACGUGUGUGUGCCACAGGGAUCUUCCUACUGAACACUUAUUCUGGCACAGGACGUUCAAGUCAUCCAUGUAGGCCGGGACCCUGGUCUCUUCCUUGCCUCCUCCAGGGAUCUGGACGCCGCGCAAGAGGAACCAGUCCAACGCCAGGAGAUCCGGGGGCAGGAGGUGAUGCAGGCCAUGCAGCUCCCGCCUGAGACCGAGUUUCCCACAAAGACCCCACAGCUGGCAUCGGGGCACGACCUCCCCACCCCAGAGACCCAGCUGGCAUCAAGGCUUCAGGGGCCUUUGCUGCCUGGAAGCCGAGGGGCCGCGGGAGGUUUUCAGCCUCCUGCAAGAGCUCGGCCAGCGCUGGCUGGAGCCGCAGCGCCGCAGCAAGGAGCAGAUGCUGGAGCUGGUGGUGCUGGAGCAGUUCCUGGCCAUCCUGCCCCGGGAGAUGCGGAGCUGGGAGUCAGGGCACGGUGUGGAGACCUGCACCGAGGCCGUGGCCCUGGCUGAGGAGGAAGAUUGAAAAACCCCAGGUCUCGGUGGCGGGGAGUGCUGCCAGGACAAAUGCCGGAGCCCCAGGCAGUUCCACCACCAGCAAAACCAUCCCAGAGUCCAAGGUGCAGAAGCACUUGGAGCGAGAGGGCAAGAAAGUGGGGGAGACAGAACGCAGACACCCAACUUCGGGGCUCUCUCUCGCAAGACAGCAGCAACUACCUGCCGGAGGUGGCAAGGAAAGCUGAGCCCGGCUGCAAGUGCGGGGGCUCGGCGCCUUGCUGCUCCAUGGGAGACCUGGGGAAUGUGGGUUCGGGCCUGCACCCAGGAUGCUGCCAAAAGACUUUGGAAGUAUCUGAAGCCCCCGGUGAGGAGUGGAAGAGGUUUACCGGGUGUAGGGCCACUUAUGAGUCUGGACUGACUCAUGGAUUUGGACUUGAUUUGGCUGGGAACAGGAAACAUUUCUUCAGAAAGAAAUCAAAGAAGCUUGAGCCACUUGAUCAGGAGAGGGCAGUUGCAAUCCCCACCCAGGCAGGCUCUCCAGCACCUGACAAUGGGCCAUUUGAUGAAUGGGCCAUUUGCGGGUGUGGAGACUCCCUGCUCCCCAUAGGGAGGCAUGAGGCAGAGUGAGUCUGGGUGUGGGCUAUUGGCAGGACAGGCCAGCAAAGCUUCACAGCCCCCUCGGAGCCCACAAGAAGGAUAAAACCCUUCCCUGUGCAAUGGUAGAUUGUGUGGCUGGGAUUUGACUCUCCAAACCCCUUUUCCCCUUGUGUUCAUCUGGGGGUUUUCUAAGGAGCCCAUCGCACACCUGCCUACCCUAUGCCACCGGCAGGGAUCCAGGUUUUCCGUUUCCUACGGAAAAACGGAGAAAACCACCCAUUUUAGCAGGGAAAUCCGCGGGGUCUCCGCUCCUGCGAAGCGCUCUUGCCGGCGGGCGCCGACUGCACACAGGGCCGAGACCCCAGCCCUGCCCGGGGGGGAGGGGGGAGGCGGGGCCUGAGCCUCCGAGGCGGCCACGGCCGGGCUGGGGCUGCGGCUCCCACUCGCCCUUCGCCCGCGGAGCGUGGAGACACAGCAGAGCAGCACUGAGGAGGAGCCCCAGCACCUGGAGAGCCCUGCCCUCUCCGGCACACCCAGGAGGGACUGUUGGAAAAGACACUCCCAGGGACACCAGGGGGAAAGCAGAAGGCAGAAGCAGAGGAGACCUCUACCUGCUCUUGUGUUGGGCAGGAUCCUCCUGCUUUGCUGCAUAGGACUCCCGGUGCCCAGACUUCAUCUGCAAGAGAGGUAAAGUCCCUUUCUGGGAGAGAAGUGAAAGAGAGACCCUGGGCAGUGGGAAUGCAGAGAGCCAGGAGGAUGGGACUGGGAGGGCUGGGUCAGAGCCCAAAGGGCCAAGGCUCCCCGAUGCCUGGGCUGGCUUCAAGGGAAGCUCAAACAGAGCAUGUUAAGGUUUGGGAUCCAAAUAGAAAGCCCAUCUGGGUAGGUCAGCACAGCCAGGCCUGGGAAGCACACAGGGUGUGCGCGGUGGGACUCCAGAGGGUUGGUGCAGCCCAGCCAGCGCCAGGGCAGCCUCAGGAGCAGGCUGUUUGCUGAGAGUUUGCUGCCUGACUGCUGGAGGAAAAGCCUGUGUGAGAGCAACCCACACUUGAAGUACGUCCCAGUCCCAAUCUCUUGCUGUCAGGGUCUGACUGGAAAAAGAUGCAUCCCCAGAACGGAUGUUUUCUGGAUGAUCCCCCUCCGGUCUGCAGGACUGACAGAAGCCAAAGGCAGAAGUCAGGCCAGGGGAUAGACAGGGAGCUGUGGUUGGGGCAUUUCUGGAUCCAUCCUGGUCCCCGCAUCCUGUGCAGGGCAAGAGGAGAAGCAAGAACAACCCUAAGGCUGCUCUGAGUAGGGGACUGUCGAGGCAUCAGGGCUGGGCAGACCUCGGGGCUGGGGCAGGGUCUCAGUCCCUGCCUCCCAUCACACGGUGCAGUCUGUGCUUUCUGCUUUCCCACAGGCGGCCCUGGAGCCUGGAUGCUGUCGGGAGGCACCGUGAGUGAGUGCAGGGAGAGCAAGAGCCCAGGCCCCCGGCUGGAGUGAGGCCUUUCCUGGGGAGACGGUGGAUGCUGUGCUGGAGCCCGUGGCAGCCGUGGGCCUUCCCUGCGCAGCCUGAAGUGAAGCUGAAGGAGCAGGACCCAGGAGAUCUCCAGGCAGGAGCUGAGGGGGAGAGCAAAUCCCUUUUGUGGUCCAGACUGGGACCAGGGUGAGGAGGGUUUCCCCAAGGAGGUCGGCCCCACGGCCAAUAAAGCUGCAGUUGCAGGAGGAGCCGGUCCAACACCAGGAGAUCCAGGGGCAGGAGGUGAUGCAGGCCAUGCGGCCCCCGCCUGAGACCAAGAUUCCCUUAGAGACCCCACAGCUGGGGUACGACCUCCCCACCCCAGAGACCUGGCGCCAGCGUUUCCGGGGCUUCUGCUACAUGGAAACCAUGGGGCCGCAGGAGGUGUGCAGCCGCCUGUGGGAGUUUGCCCUGCGCUGGCUGGAGCCCCAGCGCCGCAGCAAGGAGCAGAUGCUGGAGCUGGUGGUGCUGGAGCAGUUCCUGGCCAUCCUGCCCCGGGAGAUGCAGAGCUGGCAGUGGGGGCAUGGUGUGGAAACCUGCGCUGAGGCCGUGACCCUGGCCGAGGGGUUUAAGCUGGGGCAGGAGGAGGAGGAGAAGCUGCAGGUCAUAGUGAGUGUAAAAGCCGAGGAGGUGUCCUCAGACAAUAUGCAUCCCGCUGCGGCAUCACAGGAACCUGGUGAUUCCUGGCCAGUGCAGCCAAAGGCCGAAUGUGUGGACAGGCCUUUGGAGGACUCAGGAGAGAGGGAAACACCGGGGCCCCUGGACAAGCCACUUCAGGUCUCCAAAGAGGAUCCUCAGUCUCACCAGGACUCAGGAGGUGCCUGGCUGCUGAGCAGAGGUGAGGAGAAACCUCCUGUGGAAGAGCCUGCAGACCUGGAGCCAGCGCAGACUUCCCCAGGGAGUUUGGGCGAGAUGGACUCCCUGAGACCUGAGAAGGAGCCACGGCAUAAGAGUCAGGGAAAGCCCCGAAAGCAGAAGGAGAAUGUAGUGGUGAACAAGCAACGUCGUAUCCACCCAGGGAGGAAGACACACCGCUGCAAGAAGUGCAGGAAGAACUUCAGCUGCAUGCAAGACCUGUCCCAGCACCAGUGUGUGCAGAGUGGGGAGCAGCCAUACCUUUGCACCAGGUGUGGGAAGAGCUUCAAGCAGCCCUCCAUGCUGGCCAGGCACUUGUUCAUGCACACACGGGAGAAGCCACAUCAAUGCUCAGAGUGUGGGAAGCGCUUCAACCUGUCCUCCAUCCUGGCCAAACACCAGCUUAUCCACAAGAGGGAGAAGCCACAUCGGUGCUCAGAGUGCGGGGACACUUUCACUCACCCCUCCAGCCUGACUCAGCACAAGCGUAUUCACACAGGGGAGAAGCCACAUCGGUGCCUGGAGUGUGGGAAGAGCUUCGCCCGUUCCUCUAGCUUAGCCCGGCACGGGCUCACCCACACAGGGGAGAAGCCACAUCAGUGCUUGGAGUGUGGGAAGAGCUUCACCCUGUCCUUCAGCCUGACCACACACCAGCUCAUACACACAGGGGAGAAGCCACAUCAGUGCUCAGAGUGUGGAAAGAGGUUCACCCAGUUCUUCAGCCUGGCCCGGCACCAGUUUAUACACGCAAGGAAGGAGCCACAUCAGUGAUCAGAGGGUGAGAAGAGCUUUAUGAAAUUCUCCCACUCAGCUCAUCCACACAGAAGAGAGGCCACAUCUAUGCUCCGGAUGUGUGAGGAGAUGAUCUUUGCAUCAGCCUCGGAGCCUGUGCCAUCCGCAUCCUUCUCUAAAAGCCAGUGCCUUCACAAUAGGUGCCCUCCCCAAGACAACUGGCUCCAAGUGAAACCCAGGGACUCUCCUUGGCCAACCCCAGUUUUGCCCUCCCUCCUGGUCCCAGGAUUCUGGUAUGUGAGGCUCUUGAUUUGCAGGAAGGAGGGCAUUUAUUGCUGGGGAAUCAUUCCCUGACCUCACCUUUCCUCCCCAUCACAUCACCCCUCUCCCAAGUCUGCACAUGCCCUUCGGGGUCUGCAAGAAGCUGCUGCUGCCAGCCCAUGAGCCCAGUUUGGCAAGUUUUGCUUCUCAGCCCCUCAUCAUAACCACCAGGUGCCAGCUUUCCCGGCCCUCCUUCUCUGCAUCCCAUUCUCCAUAACAGAUUCCUUGCUAAUAAAGCCUCAUAACUUAACAUGA